AUGCGGUUCCUACUUGCGUUGGUCUUCCUGAGCCUCUCAGCGACAGAAAACUUACCGCAGAUCCCGAAAAGCACUUCCAACACGCCAGUGACCCAAAAUCUGGUCUCCAUUUCUGCGCAAAGAAGUAACACCUACACAAGAACCACUGUAGAGCCCAGCCGGGACCACCCAAAUACGGAGAAAGAUCAGACCACACCCACUCUGCAUCCGCCGUCCACGAAACACCCGAAUGGCAUUUCCGAUCAUUUGAGUUCAGAACACACGACCCCGAAAUACACUACUGGUAGUUCAAGUUCGGAACCCAAGCCCACGAAAUGCACUCCUGGCAGUUUGGGUCUGGAACACACGACCCUGAAAGACUCUAAUGACAAGCAAACCCCCAAGCCUGAUUCAAAGAAUGCUGACAGCGAAACUCAGCAUGCUUCCAGGGCAGAACUUGAGGAAAAAGGGCCCACAGGCUCUUCUCCCCAGCAUGAGAGAGAAGAUAAAUCUUCAAAACCUGCUGAAAAUGUGGAGCCCAAGGAAGUUGAAGGAGAAGAUGCAGAGCCUAAUGAAGAGACCUCACCCAAAGGAGGGAUGUCAGAUCGUGCCUCCAGUGAGGACCAUGUAGGUCCACCUUUGGGUGGUAGCAGUGAGAAGGAUGACCUUUUCAAGGACAAUUCUGUAAGUGCCAGUGCAGAGAGCAGCCACUUCUUUGCAUAUCUGGUGACUGCAGCCAUUCUUGUUGCUGCCCUCUAUAUCACCUAUCACAACAAGCGAAAGAUUAUUGCUUUUGUCCUGGAAGGAAAGAAGUCCAAAGUUGUUCGACGACCAAAGGCCAGUGACUAUCAACGUUUGGACCAGAAGGUAAGGAAGGAGGAGCCAGGUCCGUGGGAAGGAUGUGUGGCCUCAGAUGGCUCUGACAGUGGGCUUGCAUUUGGCAUGGCAGCAGUAGAUGGUUUAUGGAAUGCUGCUGUCCUUGGUAUUGGGGUGCUGCUGCCUGGCCUCCCGCUCAGUUUAGAUUUCAGAGUAGACAUUUAA
This is a messenger RNA of Chrysochloris asiatica (Cape golden mole), 1020 nucleotides long. Its product is annotated as trans-Golgi network integral membrane protein 2-like. The record is from RefSeq and is a predicted model, not a curated record. NCBI's taxonomy places the organism in Eukaryota, Metazoa, Chordata, Mammalia, Afrosoricida, Chrysochloridae. Bases 1 to 1020 code for a protein of 339 amino acids. The transcript is spliced from 3 exons.